CUACCUAACGUCUACUCCGUACGCACGACAGAUAGAAGGCUCCCGUUGUCUGUGUGUCAGUCCGUACCUUUUGCCCAGUAAACAUUUUCCGCCGCACGGGAAUGGAACAAGACUGCGCUUUUCUUCUCGAACCCAAUAUAGCCUAAUCGUCCCAUCAUCAUUCUCAUUCUUGUUCCCCCCGGUCGUCCUUUUCUUUCCAUCGUGUGUUUGUGUGUUUUGGUCCCCUUCUACGGGAUACCUACUUAGCUUGUUUACACCACACCACCACGGUCACCUAUCUCACCUACCUGAGCGCUGCGGUCUACCUCACCACAUUUCCCUGGUUCGCUUGUUCGACCUUUUCUCCGAUUUCCUCCCUCUCUACGGAGUAUUGUUUAUAAGCAAUAAACCUUCGACUACCAGACUGAGACCCGUCAUAUAUCCAUCCAGCCAGGAAGGCGGGCCUCGACACCGACACCGUCACCGACUCCUCGACCCAUAGUCGGGCUCUCCGAGUAAUCCUCACAUCUCUCUCACUGAGCCCGAACCUGAACCUGAACCUGGACCUGGACCUACCUAAACCCAACCGCACCUUGCCUGGCACAGACACUCACAACAAUACAACUUUUUUCUUCCCCUUCCCGGUUUCCUCUCCUCAUAUCGCUUAAUCACCAGUUCGCCGUUCCAAGACAGCAAAAUAUCGAGAGAAUUCCAAGCUUCAACCAAAGCAACCCACCGACACUCUCUUCUCCCACCCCCGGGUUGCCGUCUCGUCCCGCGCCUGCGCCUACGCCUGCACUGAUAACCCACAUCUCCGGCACCUUGCCAAUCUCCUCCACCCAUCUUGCUCCAUCGUCCCCAAACAGCUGCGCGCUCUUUCGUCGCCCUAUUCGUUGUCGCCCACCAUGGAUCCCUCUACAGGGCCGGGCACACCGUCCCAUCCAUCUCAUCAGUCCCACGAUAGCUCGACCACCGCAUCGCCCACUGAUACUCGUCAUCAGCCCUCAAGGUUCGACUCUUAUGUCGCCUCUCGCGACGAAGGUCUCUCCGAAAGUUUCCAGUCCUUCCAGUCUACCGACACGGUGCGGAGGCGUCCAGAAGGUGGUGGCUACGGUUCUAUACAUACCCAAGGUUCCGGCUCUCAAUACCUGGCCGACCCGUCCGCCCACGAUCGAUCGCAUUCACGCUCGACAACAACUGCUAGUGCUAGAUCGCCCAUGAUGGGUCCUGAACGCCCCAAAGCUGCGAAGCCGCGAAAGCCUCCCAUGCCCCGUCGCCUGUCAACCAACCCAUCAGCACCACACCGCGGCGAAGUCUUUUCUGUCGACGACGACAUUGAUGAGGUCGAGGCAGAUGCCGCCGGCCGUCAUCAAAGCCGUCAGGGCAGCACCGCUUUUGGCACCCGCCGCCGGCCUCAACUGGCAACCACGCUAUCGCGCGUUCAAUCUUCACGCAGUGAUACUGGAAUCGAGGACGAUGACGAUAAUGAUGAAGUCGAGGAUGGUCCGCGGACACCCAGAGCUGACGAGGAUGCUCCCGAGGAAACCGAGCGCGUUCCUUCGAUACACCCCAACGAAGAUGACAUUGAUGCAGAGUCGGAUGGCGACGUGAGCGACGCCGAGAGCUUUACGCUCAAGGAUCGUCAGCAGGCCAUCAACCAGACCCAUCCAUUCGGUAUCAGGUUGUGGAAGCCUGCGUUGUACAAGAAAGAUCGUUCGGUGCAGAAGAAUGCCGAGGGUGAUAUUCAUUCAUCACCUGGCGGAAGAGUUCAUACUUGGCUUGUCUUCUUCAACCUUCUCUGGACCUUGUUAUUCGGCUGGUGGAUGGCAGCUUUCUCAGCUCUCGGCGCUUUGGUCUGUUUCUUGUUUGCCGCAACCCCUAGCGGCAGGGAAUACGGCAGAGUUCUUUGGGGCUUGGCUGGCUACCUCUUCUAUCCAUUCGGCAAAUAUGUGCGCCUGGAGCAGGAUGACGCCUAUCUGGAUGAGGACCAAGGCGAAGGACGAAGCAUUUCCGAGUAUGAGCAGUGGCAGAGUGGUGACCUGGAAUAUGGCCGCCUCUUCUUUGGUCCAGAGGGAUCUGAACGCAGCCGAUCCAUUGUGGGACGGUCGCGCAGGAGCAUCGACUCUGAGCCCAGCGAGACUGACAGCCUCUUGGGCCGUUCUCGACGCGGAGAGCGAAGCCAGACACCACCCCAAACCAAGCGCCGUUUGUUUGGAAGAGGCCAGUGGAACAUUGGCCGCGUGGUCUUCUUCUUGUUCUUCUACCUUUUGCUCUCACCCUCGCUGAUCCUGGUGUCCUUGAUCUGCUGGUUCCUUGUCUUCUCGAUUCCCAUGGGCAAGGUCACGAUGCUGCUCUUCGACCAACUGCGCCGCCACCCCUUGGCUCUCUCGUUCGAGUCCGACAUCGUUCUCGCCCGGACAGCUGACACGCCGCACUCGUCAAUCUUGCUGUGCACAUACCGCGCUGUCGGUAUCAAGUACUGGAAAUACACAAUCGACGGCACAAACGUAUUUUUGAUCAACCUCAUGGGUGUCGUCUUCUUCGUCAUCUUUGACUAUCUCGUUCUCGACCAAGUCCUCGAUCUGAAGCUCUUCAUCACGUCACCCGCCUUCCUCUUCAUUGCCGGCUUAUUCUCCAUCGUACCGCUCGCUUAUUUCAUCGGCCAGGCCGUCGCCUCGAUCUCGGCACAGUCUUCAAUGGGUGUUGGUGCUGCCAUCAACGCUUUCUUCUCCACGAUUGUUGAGGUGUUCCUCUACUGCGUUGCCCUGAGCCAAGGCAAAGGCCAACUCGUGGAAGGCAGUAUCGUGGGAAGUAUCUUUGCGGGUAUUCUUUUCCUCCCGGGUCUUUCCAUGUGUUUUGGUGCCAUCAAGCGCAAGACGCAGCGUUUCAAUGCCAGGUCUGCCGGUGUCACUUCGACAAUGUUGCUUUUCGCCGUCCUCGGCGCCUUUGGACCCACGCUCUUCUACCAAAUCUACGGCACUCACGAGCUCAACUGUUUGGACUGUGUCAACCACGGUGGCAUCGGGGGAGGUCUGUCUCCUGUUGGGGACGGACGCGACUGCAAGCGAUGCUUCUUUUCCCAGACUCCGGCGCUCAAUGAUCGCUUCUAUCUCGAGGCUGUCCGUCCGUUCUGUUACUUUUGCGCCACGUUAUUGUUCCUCUCCUACAUUGUAGGACUGUGGUUCACGCUGCGAACCCACGCUGCAGUAAUUUGGAACUCAGAGAUCGACGAGAAGAAGCACGAAGAAGCACACGCCCACGCUCAUGCCCAUGCUCACGCUAGACAGUCGGGUCCUCACUCAUUUGCCGAGACCACUGGUACCUCAGUCGACGUCCGUGACUCUCACCUCUACAAACGCAUCCUCGGCCAGUCGCUCAAGCAGGUUGGCCUUGCAAACAAGAAAGAUGACAGCUCUCGUCAGGGGUCCGUCACCGGAUUGGGCUUGAGUGCUGGCAAUGGCAGCGUCAGCAUCCCGCACGUCGUGCCUCCGAAAUCUAGCGGCAGCGACACGGUCCGCUCUACUGUUCACAUUCCUGGAUUCUCAGAGGCGGAGAACAACGCAUUGGUCCGAGAGGUGGCCGAGAUGGCGGCCACUGCGGCCACGAUUGCUGCGCGGGAGCGGAUGCCUCGCAGGACCUCAGCACUUCCCCCGGGUUCGACUGCGGCUACUUCGCGCCCCCCGGCCCUCCGUACCGCUACCGUUGCCGACAAUGAAGAUCUCGCAGCAGCAAGCACUGCCCAAGUGCCCCACGGUGGACAUGACGCUCCCAACUGGAGCCGAGGCAAGAGUGCCUUCAUUCUCAUGGGUGCUACUGUACUCUAUGCCAUUAUUGCCGAGAUUCUAGUGGACACUGUAGACGUCGUUCUUGAGGGCUUCGCCAUUGAUGAGAAGUUCUUGGGUAUUACUCUUUUCGCGCUGGUCCCCAACACGACCGAGUUUUUGAACGCCAUUUCGUUCGCUAUGAACGGCAAUAUUGCGCUCUCCAUGGAAAUUGGUUCUGCCUAUGCGCUUCAAGUCUGUUUGCUUCAGGUUCCGGCUCUUGUCCUAUUCUCUGCGAUUUACGUCACCUCGGAUCGCUUCGAAGACCUCACUGCGCACACCUUUUCGCUCCUGUUCCCCCAGUGGGACAUGGUCACUGUCAUCAUUUGCGUGUUCUUGCUUAGCUACAUGUACGGUGAAGGAAAGAGUAACUACUUCAAGGGCAGCAUUCUGCUGCUCAGCUACCUUGUAGUCAUUGUGGGCUACUACUUUUCAGGGUACACCGAAGACGCCAUGAGCGUGAGUCGUUUUGAUGUCAUGGGCGCCAACGGACAGUACUCGACCAUCAAGACUGUUGGCCGGAGAGUGAGCGGCGCUGUUCUGCAGUGAUGGAGUUUUGACAAAAAGGAUGGGUAUAGAGGAGAGGCGGUACCUGAAGAGGGGGAAACAUUAUUAAAGGGCGGUAGAAGAUCAGAGGUUCAUGAAGCCCCAGUUUCAACCUGGGGCUUUUGUCAGUUUUUCGUCCUACAGGACAUUGCAUUAUUUUGGUUUUCGCAGGCGGCUAUGAUGGGACGCUGACGGCGUUACGGAGAAGAGCACAUUACCUAGAUUACCCUGUCGUUUCAUCGCGGAUCGCUCGGAAUAUACAUCCCUAAUGUUCAAACCCC
Colletotrichum scovillei is the source of this 4627-nucleotide messenger RNA. Its product is annotated as sodium/calcium exchanger protein. Gene Ontology annotation, cellular component: membrane; endomembrane system. Gene Ontology annotation, molecular function: calcium:proton antiporter activity. The transcript has 3 exons. The record is from RefSeq and is a predicted model, not a curated record. The coding region runs from base 885 to 4349 and encodes 1154 amino acids. Gene Ontology annotation, biological process: intracellular calcium ion homeostasis; calcium ion transmembrane transport. Lineage: Eukaryota; Fungi; Ascomycota; Sordariomycetes; Glomerellales; Glomerellaceae.